GUUCUCUCUCGGUUCUCUCCGAUGAAUUGAAAUCACGCCUCAACAAGAACAGAACACGCUAAAAAAGAAGGUCACCACUCAGGUACGUCUUCGACUUUUACGCUUCGUUUUCUCCAUAUCAAAUUUUCUCCUCUUUUGCUUCUGUGUUUUUCGUCUUUGUUCCAGUUGUUGAUACGUGGAUGGAGUUGAUGCGGGUUGAAGGUUCCUUCUGAGUUUGUGAAGACUUGAAGGAUCGAUCGAAGAAGAUGAAGAGGGGAUGCCGUUUUCUUUGAAGGUUUCGUUGAGUUCUUUGAUUCUGCAAUGAGUCUGAGAUUGAUCAUUUGACAGCCUUAUGCAGUCAAGGACUGUAGAUGCACCUAUUAGGGGAGAAGAGGGAGAUACUUCAAAGCACUGUUGAUCUUGUUCAAAAUAACUUGAACUUAGAGGUGAUCUAUGGGGAUACUGAUUCAAUAAUGAUUUACAGUGGGCUAGAUGAUAUUGCAAAAGCAACUUCAAUAGCUAAGAAAGUUAUUCAAGAGGCUCUGGUCAAUGUCCGUGGUGCCGUAGUCUGCAAGGAAGAAUGCGAUCCAUUUGUAUCUGUGACUCUUGUGAGGCAGGGUGCUAAACAUAAUGAAGUGAGAAAGACAAUUAGCUUGACCUCUGAGAGUAGUGAACUUCUGUUUUCUGAUGUUAUUCUUGGAAAAUACAGGCUUGAGGUGAAACAUAGUUCCCCUGAAUCAGUGGCCAAGGAAGAUAAUUGGUGCUGAGAGAAGAGCUUCAUAGAUGUAAAUAUUGGAGCUGAGGACUUGGAAGGAAUUGUUUUUGUUCAAAAAGGUUACUAGGUCAAUGUGAUCUCCACUCAUGAAGUUAGGGGGGUUACAUAACUCAACCUGAUGGAUCAACUGUGAAUUUAAAGAUUCAGGGUCUUGAAGUUUUUAGGAAGAAGCAUGUAUUGGUGUUCAUUUCGAGUCUUGAUAGCAUUGAAGAUGAGAUUUCACUUUUGAAUUCAAUCUAUGAAAGAUUGCAAGAAAACUCAAAAGAAUCAAUAAAAGGUUUCAAUAAAGAAGACUUCAAGAUUUUGUGGAUCCCCAUUAAAUGUAUGUGUUAGGAGGUUCAUGAUUCUAUCCUUGCUGCAGAUCCAUCCUCAUGCUUCUAAACAAGUCUUGGAUGAACUUUCUGAAAACCUUCAAAUUCCUAUUGUGGUUCAACCACCACAGAUGCAGAGCUGCAGAUUGGAGACGAAGAAUAUUGUGAUGAAGAUAUGGAAGAAGCUUGUGAUCAUGAAGAUGUGAAAGAAGGUUGUCCUGAAGAUGUGGAAGAAGAACAAGGAGAUGAUCAAGAAGAAUUUUAAUAAGUUGUGUUUUAUAUUAUCUAGCUAACUAGUUCUUAGAAGUUGUGUUUUAAGAAGUUGUGUUUUAUAUUAUCCAACUUAUUAGUGACACUACAAAAAAAAUUACU
Messenger RNA from Vicia villosa (hairy vetch), 1437 nucleotides. RefSeq names its product DNA polymerase alpha catalytic subunit-like. Gene Ontology annotation, molecular function: DNA-directed DNA polymerase activity; single-stranded DNA binding; purine nucleotide binding. Lineage: Eukaryota; Viridiplantae; Streptophyta; Magnoliopsida; Fabales; Fabaceae. The record is from RefSeq and is a predicted model, not a curated record. The coding region runs from base 351 to 746 and encodes 131 amino acids. The transcript is spliced from 7 exons. Gene Ontology annotation, biological process: leading strand elongation; mitotic DNA replication initiation; lagging strand elongation. Gene Ontology annotation, cellular component: alpha DNA polymerase:primase complex.